UUUCUUUGUACUUUUGCAUGAUAACUCCGCGCUUCAAGGGACCACAGAAGCCUCUCAAAUUCCGCAUCUCUGUCGGCGACCUCGGGAAGAAUGGAGGAGAAGCCGCCCAAAGCGCCCUUGGCCAUUCCUCGCCGUAAACGCAAUCGAAUUCGAACUUCUUGUCGGCCUUGUCGCGCCAGAAAGUCAAAGUGCGAUGGGAACCGUCCUUCGUGCUUGACAUGUCUGAGCAGAGGUCUCCCUGAUCAGUGUGUCUACGAACAACAACGUCCGGGAGAGCACAGGAUUGUGUCGAUUCGGAAUAUUCCACAUCCAUCUCCGAAUAACACAAUUUUAUCUGGAAGCCCCGUUGCUGCUUCAAAUCGAGAUUCGCUUUACCACAGAAGCCUGUAUUGAAAAGGACUCGGAUUCAAAAGACACCAUCGAUCGAGAUGAGGAUGUAUUCGGCCCACCCUCA
Molecule: messenger RNA, 454 nt
Organism: Trichoderma harzianum CBS 226.95
Lineage: Eukaryota; Fungi; Ascomycota; Sordariomycetes; Hypocreales; Hypocreaceae
Exons: 3
Coding region: 91-393 (100 amino acids)
Biological process (GO): regulation of DNA-templated transcription
Molecular function (GO): DNA-binding transcription factor activity, RNA polymerase II-specific; zinc ion binding
Source: RefSeq, a predicted model, not a curated record